Messenger RNA from Acinonyx jubatus (cheetah), 3161 nucleotides. It is a transcript of the gene RASSF4, whose product is annotated as Ras association domain family member 4. Gene Ontology annotation, biological process: signal transduction. The coding region runs from base 699 to 1715 and encodes 338 amino acids. The transcript has 7 exons. The record is from RefSeq and is a predicted model, not a curated record. NCBI's taxonomy places the organism in Eukaryota, Metazoa, Chordata, Mammalia, Carnivora, Felidae.
UCCCAGCCCGGCCUCUCCCCUGGGGCCUGAAGCUGAGGCCACGGGGAACCAGCCCCCAGCCUGCACGGGUGCAACUGUUGGGCUUUCGCUAGGCCAGGCCGCACAGAAGUCUUGUCAGAGUUCACCGUCACCCUGGCCCUGUGGACUGGGGUGGUCAUAUCUGUGUCCUCGUGGGGAGAUGGGCUCAGGAGGAGAAAGAACUUGCCCAAAGUCACAUCAAAGUAGCAUUCAACAAAACCAAACCAAACCAAACAAAGCAUUCCACCUGGUGACCCCAAAGCCUGUGUGGUUUUGUUUUGUUUACCACAUGCUUACUCACUGUCAAUCCAUUUCCAUAAGUUGCAUGGAUUUUUGGAAAGUAAUGCCAUGUUUAUGUCUGAUGAGGCAGUUUUCUAUGAGGUUUCCACCAGAGCUCAGUUGAUGGUUUUGUGGGAACAUGACGUGCUACUGGCAUUCUUACAGGGCAGAUUAGCCCCCUCGGUUGAGGUGCGCCCAGAGGCAUGUGCUCCUGUGUCCCAGAGAACCUGCCCUGCUCCUGGUUCCCAGCACUUAGCCUUUUGUCCGAGUGCGCAUUGUACUGCCCCUAGGAAGAGAUCUCCUUCCCCAGAUGACAUCAGUCCCUAAACAAACCGAAGUGUAAAAGGAGAAGUUGAUUGUUUCUAUAAAUGGCAUGAGUGGCAGUGUGGGUGAGGCCCCGGAUGGAGUGUCCCAUAACGGGGCCACAUCCUGCAGCGCUGGGAAAUGGAAGCAGGGGUUUCCAGCUGAGGCAGCUGCCCGUCUUGAUAGGCAAUGACUCAUGGGAGGGGGAGGGGGCCUGGCAAAGGCAGGUCUCAGGGUCAGAUCUCAAGAACGGUUACACAGUUGAGGCCUGCCAGGAGCCACUCGAGUGCUCUGGGGGCACCCUGGACUUUGGGGUGAAGAAUUCAGCAGGGCAAGCUUGUUGUCAGGACCCGCCUUCCACUCUGUGCUGGGUUGGCGGCAAAGGCAAGGAACAUAAUGUGAAGAGUCUGUGUGGCUGGACCACAGGGAGACGGGGAGAGAAUCAUCGUACCACAUGUGUAAACAGUGAGAGGAGCUGUGGAUGGUGCCGUUUGGGCCAUGGGAAGCCUUCAGAGACUUUUAACAAGAACUGUGCUAAAAGACAGUGCUUCUCAAGUUGUCCUGUAUGGAAAGCAUCACCUGGCGGUUUCCUCAAAAUGCGGGUUCUGAUUCAGGAGGCUGGGGCUGGGAGCCAAGACUCUGUGCUAACGCAGCUGGUCCAGAACACACAGAGCUGCAAGACCUCAGUGUUUACUCCUGCCUAUGGGUCUGUGACCAACGUGAGGGUCAACAGCACCAUGACAACCCUGCACGUGCUCACCCUGCUGCUGAACAAGUUCCGAGUGGAAAAUGGCCCCAGUGAAUUUGCACUCUACAUUGUUCACGAGUCUGGGGAGCGAACAAAAUUAAAAGACUGUGAGUACCCGCUGAUUUCCAGGAUCCUGCACGGGCCGUGUGAGAAGAUUGCCAGGAUGUUCCUGAUGGAAGCCGACCUGGGCGAGGAAGUCCCCCACGACGUCGCUCAGUACAUUAAAUUUGAAAUGCCGGUGCUGGACAGUUUUGUUGAAAAAUUAAAAGAAGAGGAGGAAAGAGAAAUAAUCAAACUGACCAUGAAGUUCCAAGCCCUGCGUCUGACGAUGCUGCAGCGCCUGGAGCAGCUGGUGGAGGCCGAGUAGCCAGCCGGCACCAGCCUCUUCCGAAGCCCCCCACGGCCGGUGCGCACCGAGCGCCGGUGGCCAGGCCCUGAUCGGUCACAUUGACCGAGAGCCACCGGCUGAGGAGUCUAGCACACGUGCUUCUACAUGUCUACCUGCCCGAGCACCAUAAGUCCCGUGCCCCUGGCUCCUGGCUCACUCGCAGGGCCCAGAGCCAGGCCUGAGGAGCCAGAAAUUUGCCGGGUGGGGUGUCUGUGUGAGGUGUGCCUGUGCGGCAAGUAGCCCCGAAGCCGUGGCACUGGCCAGAGUAUGGGGCUGGAUGUCGCGGCCGGUCCUGUUCAUGCCGUACCUCUCUGGCUCAGGAGAGCAGUACCCGAUCGAGCCCGUGAGGUGUGCGCUCUGUCUGCUCUCCCAGGGCCUGGCCCAGAGUUUCUGCACAGCCACAAGCCCCCCACCUCCUCAUCCACAUGACCCACAAGAUCCCCGUCUGCCCUCACCUCAUGCAGCAGCUCCGGACUCUGCUGGGAAAAGCAGGGGCUGCUAGCAGACACGGGAUGUGCCCUGUGUCCGGCCAUCGCUUCCCACGGCAUCCCUGGCCGCCCACCCCACGAGCCCCAGGCAGCCUAGCACCCUGGCAGCAGAGGUCAGACCAGGAGUAAGACCAGGAGCAUACCAUCCUCCCUCUGCAGCACUCACUCUUAACAUCCUCAGUGAGACCUGAAGGAAUUCUUAUAAGGAGCUUGCUGCAGGAAACAUGGCACUUUGAUCACACGGAGGAGGUGGCCCACGUGGCGUUGGAAGGGUGCCAGCCUGUGUGGAGCAGAGUCCAGGGGGCUGUGCGGGGGGCAGCCAUGUGGUGGGCUCGGGAAGGCAAUGGUCCGUCCCCGUCGCGCUGUCCCAUGGAUACCUGUGUGCCUCUUGCCCUUUCUGGUCUCUUUCUUCCACUCUCUACGCUUCCCGUCAAAGGGGCACAAUGAGAAGAAAUGUGUAUUUGAGGAGAAAGCGCUUUGAACCCCCUGGGGCCAGAACAAUUUGGGUUUGUCAGCUGUCGGAGAAUUUCUGGAAUGAACAAGAAGGCCUUUGCACAACUGUGCAACAGUUUACGUUGGUCAUGUGAAGUGUUUGUCCAAACCAGAGCAAAUUAAAGACCAAAUUCUUUUCCCACUGGGGCCUGUGGAUAGUGGAUUUAAAGAGAACUAGAGAGUCUUCCAGAUAUAAGAGAGAUCCCAACUCUGCUCUGUGCAGUGGCUCCUUACUGGCCCCCACAAAGAGCAGAGCUUGGGAGCAGCCGUGUCCUGUGGAUCCACUGUUCAGGGUGAACUUCGUGCCGGGGGUGCCCUGACCUAGCUCUGCCGUCACAGAGACAUGCAGAGAUGCCCCAGGGAGAUCCCCUGCAGUUUCUGUCAUCUCUGUUCUCCUUUGGCAACAUAAUUUCACAGGUGCUCAAUAAAGGUGUGCUGAAGUGAA